Bursaphelenchus okinawaensis is the source of this 3380-nucleotide messenger RNA. The record is from the annotation of a GenBank genome assembly. Lineage: Eukaryota; Metazoa; Nematoda; Chromadorea; Rhabditida; Aphelenchoididae.
AUGACGUCGAAAGUUGCCAAGAAGCUAUUAACUGAUAAGACGCCCUUAAUUAGUCGUCUUCGCUUUCAAGGCGAGAAUAACAUGGGGAAGACAGGCUUGUUGGUUCUCAUCUUGAGUAAGUUUGUGUUUUAUAACAGAGUAGGUAGAGACAACAACAUCGUUUUACAUUGUAAAUAGUUCUUUAUAAUUUUAUAUAACUUUACAUUUAGCCGUUUGUGUGGCCCUUCUCGGGGUUACUGUAACAAAUUUGGUGUUCACUUUAAUCGACCGCGACAACAAAUCGUCUGAAGAAGAUACCACGCCCAAGAGUAAUCGACCAGUCUCAAAUCAACCAGUCAGUAACUCUUCUGGAUUCAAAGAAGCUGGGGAGCAACUUCUGCGAGGUAUCGACCUUAGUGUAGACCCAUGCGAAGACUUCUAUGCUUUUACCUGUAAUAAGUACCUGGACAAUGUCAAGAUACCCGAAGGAUCAACGAGGAUAGGAACGUACGAUGAAGCACAAGUUGUAGUCGACACCCAGAUUGUAGAGUUCUUGGAUCAAGAUGACAACGAUACGUUGAGUGACACGGAGAAGGUUGUCAAAAAGGUAUGUAGACGAGUGGGGUUGUUUAUAGCUGAUUACUGUAUUUUGAAUUUUACGUACUGCCAUACCAAUGUUUUAUUUCUUUGAAAUCUUUAAAAAACGCUUCACCGUGUUAUUUAGGUAUACAAAGCCUGUGUCGAAAAUUCAGAUGGGAAAUCAGAAGACAGAUCAAAGUUUUUGAACGAUAAACUGAAAGAACAGUAAGUUAUACCACUACAGAAUCAACCUUUUGUAGGAUUAAUGGAGUACCUUUGUUGACAGAAAACUGGCAACAGAAGUCCAGUUUACUAGAAGUCGCAGCCAAAUGGAUCAAAGACUUUGAAAUUGAUACAGUAAUCGGCUUUGAUGUCACCGCCGACUUUAAAAACGUCAAAAAGAAUGCAUUGUACCUGAGUGCCGUAAGUUAUCUUCCUUAUUUUACUAUUUUUUGUCAAUAUAAAAAGAUUGACAUUGUAUGUUAAAUAUAUUGACAUCGACACUAAUUAUAUUGUUCAGCCUUCCUUUGUGCUACCACUCGACUACUACAUCAAGUCAACCUUCCUCAACAAGUUAGACAGUCAUCGCACAAGAAUCGAAGAGCUUUUUCAGAAGUUUGCCAACAGUAUUGAUGUUAAGGUGGAUAAAGAAAAGCUGAAGAAGGUAUGACACAUUAAAAUACACUUAUGAUAUUAAAUAACCCUGAUAUUACCUAAUUUGAUUUGUAGAUAUUGUAAUUGGACUAAAACCUUUAUAUUUUACAAAAUAUUACAACUAUUAUACUUCUUAUGUCGGUAUAGACACAAUAUUACACUUGCAGGACGUCAACGAACUCGUCAGUCUAGAAAUCAAGCUAGCCAUGAAUGUAGUCCCCAAUAACCUCCUAGUCAACAGCAAUAUCCAGUACAACAAGUACAACUUUACUAGCUUCCAAAAAGAUUACGAGCAGCUAAAAGAGUUCAUCACCAAUAUUGUGUACGAUGACGUCAAACGAGAAGACCUUGCCAUCAUCGUGACCCAGCCACGAUACUUCGAAUCCCUAAACACACUUCUGAAUCAGGUCGAACAUCGUGUCGUCUACAACUACUUGGGCUACAGGUAUCUUCUGAACUUUAAAGACUUCAUUGGAGGUGAGGAGCAGGUGUUGAUCAAGGCCAUCACCCAGUUCUCCACCUCCAGGAAACACAAGGUCAGCGACGAUGACAAGGUGGGUUGUGUCGGUACCAUCAAGGACUGGAUGCCGUAUGGUCCUGGCUUCAUCUAUGUUAAUGGCCUUGGCAAUGAUAUGCGACAACAGGUUGUGGAUGACAUAAAACUACAAACAAAGCUGGUUAUCGAACAGUUUUUGAAGAAUGUGGAUUCUAUCGAGUGGAUGAAGGCUUCUAGGAAAAGUGUACAAGCCAAAGGUGGGUUACUGUAACAUAAAGUGUAGAAGAAUAUAUGAAAAUGGUUUUACCUUUAAGCCGAAACAUUUUCUUAAUAAGAGUGCAUAUAUCACAGAUAGUCUAGUAAAACAUUCUUUAUUCAGCCGAAGAACUGAAGUCUCAUGUUAACAUUGGCUACCCCAAGUUCUUUGAAAAAGCCUUCGACGGAGACUACAAGGAACUAGACCAGUACCACACACAGUACAUCAACAGCAUAUUGGACGACAAGGUCGAAAGCUACUUUGACAUUCUGAUUGCUUUAGGAAAGGCCCAUCAAAAGACUGAGAAGCUCGGGAUCUGGGGUAAGGAUGUGGAUCGCGCCAACUUCUUGGACUCUCCGGCUACUGUAAAUGCAUGGUACGCUCCUGAAUUGAACUCUAUUACUGUUCCAUUUGCCAUUUUGAAUCCACCAUAUUACAAGUUGGACUACCCACAAGCUUACAAGUACGGAGGUCAAGGUGGUACAUUGGGUCACGAGCUUACUCAUGGCUUUGAUAGUAGUGGUGAGUCGGGUUUAGGAAGAUUGAAGUGAUGUUAUAGAUGAAACAUAGACUAAUUUAUAAAUAUAAUAGCUAGUAAAAAUAUAUUAUGAACGAAUUACUUAUUAAGCUCUUUUCUUGGCCAAUCAUGUGUAAUAUUGAAAUAGGGACUAUAACAAUAAAAACUUACAAAAUGUUUUAGGAGUUCAAUUUGGACCAGAUGGUAGUCUUUCGGGCAAUUGCAACCUGGAAUAUUGCACUUGGCUAAACUCAGACUCGAUCGACGGUUUCCUGAACAUGGCCCAAUGUGUCAUAUCUCAAUACAAUGAACAAUGCUGUCCAUUGGACACUGGCAAUGUUCACUGUGCUAAUGGAGAGAACACCCAAGGUCAGUUUCGCCACAUUCUGAAGAACUUUUGGCUAAAAAAUACUUUGGUCGCGUUGAAACUAUUGAUUAUUUACUUUUUUGGCAAUGAAUGCCACAAUUGACAGUUUUUUAUUAAAUAUUUUAUUUUCAAUUUUAAAAAUUAAAUUUUAAGCCUAUUUACUGUUUACUAAACUUUUUAUUUUAUAGGAGAGAAUAUCGCUGACAUCGGAGGUCAACUAGCUGCUUACAACGCUUACCGCGCCUGGGUGGAUACUGUGAAUGACGGUAAAGAAGAACAACAACUCCCAGGCCUAGAUGGCUUCACUUCGAACCAAGUCUUCUGGAUUACCUACGCAUUCUCGUGGUGUAUGAAGCAAGAACAAGAUAACUUGGUGAAUCAGAUCUUGACCAACGAACACGCCCCAGGCAAGUGCAGAGUCAACCAGGUAAUGCAAGACAUACCACAGUUCGCCAAUGACUUUGGAUGCAAGCCUAAACAGGCCUUGUUCCCGCCUGAGGGCAAGAGAUGCAAAGUGUGGACUGGCGUUUGA